CUCCGCAGUUUCUGUUCGACAGCCCUCGAGUUCGGUUCUAGCUCUCUCUCAACCCAAAAAAAGAAAGACAAACGCAGCUUAAACAAACUCGCCAUAAAUAAAUCAGCUAAUUGUAGUUUGUUUUGGAAAUCUCUAGUAGAUUUUAACGCGAGUCAGAGACCGACACUCAGAAGCAGCUGUCACUUGAACCCAAUCAACGAACAAAUCAACGAAAUAAUAAAUCAGCCACGAAACCAACUACAAUAACAACGAAAAUAGCAAUCUCUCUUCGAGUGCUUUCGAGUGAACAGAUGUUUUGAAAAAUCCCCGAAAAUCGCGACUAAUCCUGCAAAUCACUGUUGGCCAUCGAAGUUUUUGGCCAACCGAUAAGGUGAAGUUUUUUACUGUGCAAAAGAAAGUUACGAAAAUCAAACCAUCGAGCGGGAGAAGCAGAAGGAGAUUCAGAUACAGAUACCCCGGAUAUAAAAGAGGACUAGCCUGCGGUCGGCCCCCCGGCGAAGAAAAAGGAACAGGAUCAAGGCCCCUGUGCCCGCGUGCGAAAGAUUCGUCCAAUAAACAUGGGCGGCAACGUGGAGCAGCGUCCUUGGACGCCAACGGUCCGCAUUGGCAGGAUCGCAGCCGAGACCACCAAUCCAGGCCCAGCCACCGUCCAGCUGCCGACUUUGAUCGGUAGCAAAGUACCGGACUCGAAAAAGAAGGCCGCCCCCUCGUACUCCUUUGGGCACAAGUUGGGCGGCAAGUACGACACCUCCGGUCCGGGUCCGGCGCAAUACAAUGUGACCGGGAUGCGGGCGAAGGGCCGUGAUUAUCCCAGAGCCGCCACUCUGCAGAGCAGACCCAAGGAACUGACACGGUUCUCCAAUCCCGGACCCGGCGAAUACGACGUGGUGCCGGCGGCCAAGGCGGUGAUCGAUGCCACGCCCAAGUACACCUUUGGCCAGCGACCGGCCACGCUGAAGACGUUCCAGAUUCCAGGUCCCAACCAUUAUCGAGUGGUGCCCCUUGAUGUCGUCAAGCGGCGAGCCCCACGAUACUCCUUUCGCAUUAAGGUUAACGUGUACUUUGUUAACAAUCCAGCUCCGAAUAGCUAUUGCCCUGAAAAGGUCACGCAAUCAAAAAAGAAUGCGCCACGCUACACUUUCGGUAGACGAACUAAAAUCGAACACGAUCGGGGCACACCAGCUCCUGGCGCCUAUUGUCCCGAGAAGGUGAAGCUCAACAAGACGCCGGAGUUCAGUUUCGGCAUAAAGCACCACGAACAGCGGCCAGACUACACGCCAGCGCCGGGCACUUACAAACCUGAGCAGGUUGUCCUAGAACACAUGCCCGCCUACAGCUUUGGCCUGAAAACCAAGCACAUCCAGGUCAGCGAUACACCAGCACCCGGUGCCUACAGCCCCGAAAAAUCUCGGCUGCACUCCACACCCGCUUACUCAAUCACAGGAAAGGCCUCCCACGAUGUCGUCGAUUGCACACCUGCACCUGGAGCAUACGAACCCGAGAAGUGCGUGCUGAGCCGGACGCCCGCCUUCAGCUUUGGCCACCGCGUGGAGCUAGCCAAGUGCAGCGACACGCCCGCACCGGGCACCUACAAUCCCGAGAAGGUGCGGUUGGACCACACGCCCGCCUUCACCCUCUCCGGCCGCCCGGAGACCAGGUCCAUCAGCGAGACGCCCGCGCCCGGUUCGUAUGCCCCGGAAAGGUACCGCAAUGACCGCACGCCGGCCUUCACCUUCGGCGGUAAGCACGAGCAGCGGCUCGAUAGCUCCACUCCGGCACCGGGCGACUACAGUCCCGAAAAAGUGCGGCACGAUCACAAUCCCGCUUUCUCAUUCGCCGGUCGCCACGAAUUGCACAAGACGAGCGACACGCCAGCACCGGGUGCCUACGAAACGGAGAAGGUCCGCCAGGAUCACAAUCCCGCCUUCUCCUUCGCCGGGCGACACGAUCUGCAGCGGCCCAGUGAAACUCCCGCCCCGGGUGCGUACUCCCCGGAAAAGGUCCGCCAGGAUCACAACCCCGCCUUCUCGAUGGCCGGAAAGCACAGUCAGAAGGUGGCCAGCGAUGGCCCAGCUCCUGGUGACUACUUUCCCGAGAAGGUUCGCCUGGACCACACGCCCGCCUUUAGUUUUGGGGUUAAGAAUGAUCCUAAAAUAGAGAACAGCACUCCAGCCCCUGGGGACUACCAUCCCGAGAAAGUUAGACAGGAUCACAAUCCCGCCUUUUCGUUCGCUGGUCGCCACGACCUCCACAAACCCAGUGAAACUCCCGCUCCAGGAGCCUACUCUCCGGAGAAAACCAGACAGGAUCACAAUCCAGCCUUCUCAAUGGCUGGCAAGUAUGAUCAGAAGAUUGCCAAUGGCACUCCCGCCCCUGGUGACUAUAGUCCCGAAAAGGUUAGAUUAGAUCACACACCAGCUUACAGUUUCGGGGUAAAGAAUGAUCCCAAAGUAGAGAACAAUACCCCUGCUCCAGGAGAUUAUCAUCCGGAGAAGGUUAGGCAGGACCAUAAUCCUGCCUUUUCCUUUGCCGGUCGUCAUGAUCUUCACAAGCCCAGUGAUACUCCCGCCCCAGGAGCUUAUUCCCCCGAGAAAGUUCGUCAGGAUCACAAUCCUGCUUUUUCGAUGGCAGGCAAACAUAUCGAAAAGCUGGUAAAUGGUACACCAGCUCCUGGUGACUACUGUCCUGAAAAGGUGCGACUAGACCAUACUCCCGCCUACACUUUUGGUGGCAAGAAUGAUCCCAAAAUAGAGAAUAAUACCCCAGCUCCAGGAGAUUAUCAUCCGGAGAAGGUGAGGCAGGAUCACAAUCCCGCCUUCUCCUUUGCCGGUCGUCAUGACCUCCAAAAGCCAAGUGAUACUCCCGCCCCAGGAGCUUACUGUCCGGAGAAAGUCAGACAAGAUCAUAAUCCCGCUUUCUCAAUGGCUGGAAAACACAGCCAAAAGAUCUCCAGCGACACACCAGCUCCAGGUGAUUACAGUCCUGAGAAGGUUCGUCUAGAUCACACACCUGCCUACACUUUCGGUGGCAAAAAUGAUCCCAAGGUGGAGAAUAAUACUCCAGCUCCCGGAGAUUAUCACCCGGAAAAGGUAAGGCAGGAUCACAAUCCCGCCUUUUCCUUUGCAGGUCGUCAUGAUCUUCACAAACCCAGUGAUACGCCCGCCCCAGGAGCUUAUUCCCCCGAAAAAGUUCGUCAGGAUCACAAUCCUGCCUUUUCGAUGGCAGGCAAACAUAUCGAAAAGCUGGUAAAUGGUACACCUGCUCCUGGAGAUUACUGCCCAGAGAAAGUGCGAUUGGAUCACACUCCCGCCUACACUUUUGGUGGCAAGAAUGAUCCUAAGGUGGAGAACAAUACCCCAGCUCCAGGGGAUUAUCAUCCGGAGAAAGUAAGGCAGGAUCACAACCCAGCAUUUUCUUUCGCUGGUCGUCAUGAUCUUCACAAACCAAGUGAUACGCCCGCUCCAGGAGCUUACUCUCCGGAGAAAACCAGGCAAGAUCACAAUCCAGCUUUCUCAAUGGCCGGCAAGCAUGAUCCUAAGGUUUCCAAUGACACUCCCGCACCUGGUGACUACAGUCCCGAAAAGUUCCGCCACGACCAUACACCCUCCUACACUUUUGCGGGUAAAAAUGAUCCCAAAAUUGAGAACAAUACCCCUGCUCCUGGUGACUAUCAUCCCGAGAAAGUUAGGCAAGAUCAUGUUCCCGCCUUUUCCUUCGCCGGCCGUCAUGAUCUCCAGAAACCAAGUGAUACUCCCGCUCCUGGAGCCUACUCUCCCGAGAAGACCCGACAAGAUCACAAUCCCGCCUUCUCAAUGGCUGGAAAAUACAUUCAAAAGCUGACCAAUGGUACGCCAGCUCCGGGCGACUACUGUCCCGAAAAGGUUCGCCUGGAUCAUACUCCCGCCUACAGCUUUGGUGUUAAGAGUGAUCUAAAGUCGGAGAACAAUACCCCUGCUCCUGGUGACUAUCAUCCCGAGAAAGUUAGGCAAGAUCAUGUGCCCGCAUUUUCCUUCGCCGGGCGACAUGAUCUUCACAAGCCCAGUGAGACCCCUGCCCCGGGAGCCUACUCCCCAGAGAAAGUCAGACAGGAUCACAAUCCAGCCUUCACAAUGGCAGGGAAACAUGAUCCCAGGGUUUGCAAUGACACCCCAGCACCUGGUGACUAUCACCCCGAGAAGGUCAGGCAGGACUUCAAUCCGGCGUUCACCUUCGCCGGCAAACACGAUCCGAGACCCUUGAGCGAAUCCCCGGCACCCGGCGACUACAGCCCCGAGAAGGUGCGACUGGACCGAGCACCCGCUUUCAGCUUUGGCGGCAAACACGACCCCAAACCGGAGCACCUCCAUCCUGCGCCCUGCGACUACUCACCCGAGAAGGUUCGCCUCGACCAUACACCCGCCUACACCAUUGCAGGUCGACCAGCCGCCGAUCCCGUCAGCCAGACGCCGGCUCCCUGCGACUACCAUCCGGAGCAGUGCCACGUGGACAGCACCAGCACUCCGGCCUUCACCUUCGGCAUGCGACUGGGACGGGAGCGCAUUUCCGACACUCCAGCACCCUCCGCCUAUGAGCCGGAAAAGCACAACCUGCACUCCACACCCGCCUACAGUUUUGGCACCAAGUCGGAGAUCCGCAUGACUACCGAUGCCCCAGCCCCUGGUCACUAUUAUCCCGAGCAGUGCAAUCUGGACAGCUCGCCAGCCUAUAGUUUUGGCCUGAAGACAGUGCCCACUGCUUCGCUUCCAGAACCCAGGGGCGUGUACAUCGAAGAUCGCAUUGUCCAAAGACGCGAACGCCGUCUGGCCAGUCCCGUACGCAACAAUGCGGAAUGCACCACCACCACAACCAACAACAGCAACAAUGCUGGUAGCAGCAGCAGCACCACAACAACAACAACAACCACCACCACCACAAAGACCUUCAUCAAUGGGGUGGAGCAGCCGGAGCUGCAGCAAAAGCAAACCACCAAGCAGGUGAAUGGCACCGCCACCCACAAAGAGCUUAAGUCCGCACCACCAGCACCACUGAGCAAUGGCAACCACCACGCCAAGGUGGAAACCACCACAAUGCAGCAGGUGGUUCAAGGGCAGAAGGAUACGGGCAACAUGAAGGUGGUGGCCAGCGGUAAGUCGGAUGCCAGUGCCACCAAGGCGGCGGCCGUAAGCCACCAGACGGUGGUGCGAUCCGAUGGCGCCAUCGUCACCAGUGGCCAAUCCUCGAGGAUGCAGACGGUCAAGUACGCUGUGGAGGCGAGCAGCGUGCAGGAGAAGAUAAUCAGCUCCUAACGUCUACAAAAUACCCACUGUCAUGGGCAGCAGCAAGGAGGGCAAGAUCCGCUCGGCUCCGGCCUACACGAUCACGGGUCGCGAGAAGCCGCCGCUGAUUCC
Drosophila elegans is the source of this 5387-nucleotide messenger RNA. RefSeq lists its product as uncharacterized. NCBI's taxonomy places the organism in Eukaryota, Metazoa, Arthropoda, Insecta, Diptera, Drosophilidae. Bases 558 to 5285 code for a protein of 1575 amino acids. The record is from RefSeq and is a predicted model, not a curated record. The transcript is spliced from 14 exons. Gene Ontology annotation, cellular component: cytoskeleton.